AUGACCGCUAUCAGCAGUCGCGGGCUGGGGCCGGAGGAGGAUCACCAGGAGCCAGAUCACUCCCGGAAUCAGAUAAACACUAGGCUGAAAAGAAUUCAACAAGCGAGAGCAUCACAGCUCAACAGAACCGCGGAAGCAGAGACCACACAAACCAGAGACUUCAAAAGCCAGGACGAACGGCGAACCGCACAGCAACUUUCUCCCUGUUCAAGGACAGUGCCACCGGUUGUCAGGGUCCAUCACACUGAGCCGGCUGACUACGGGGCGAGGACGUUCCUCCACUGCAGCGUCUUGGGCUUCUACCCUCAGAAAGUGCAAGUGAGCUGGCUGAGGGACGGGAUGGAGGUCUCCAGCGAUGUGUCGUCCACUGAUGUCCUGGCCAACGAGGACUGGAGCUUCAUCUACGUAUAGACUGUAAUAAAUGUAAUUUACGGGAAGCUGUUUGGCCUUGGUGUAGAAAUGUCCUAU
This is a messenger RNA of Limanda limanda (common dab), 468 nucleotides long. RefSeq names its product H-2 class II histocompatibility antigen, A-K beta chain-like. Gene Ontology annotation, molecular function: MHC class II protein complex binding. Lineage: Eukaryota; Metazoa; Chordata; Actinopteri; Pleuronectiformes; Pleuronectidae. Gene Ontology annotation, cellular component: MHC class II protein complex. Gene Ontology annotation, biological process: positive regulation of T cell activation; peptide antigen assembly with MHC class II protein complex; immunoglobulin production involved in immunoglobulin-mediated immune response. The record is from RefSeq and is a predicted model, not a curated record. Bases 1 to 411 code for a protein of 136 amino acids. The transcript is spliced from 3 exons.